UUUUUAUUUUUACAAUUUUACAAAGUUUGAAGAAGAAAAAAUUAUCGACCGCAAAAAAAUAUGUAUCAUAUACAUAUCUAUACAUAUAUACAUACGUAUGAAAGUGAAUAUAUAAGUACAUAAUACAUGCAAUUCUCUCAAAAGUGACUUAUGCAAAAAAAAAAAAAAAAAUCGUAUAAAAAGUGGAAAAGUGGUUAAAAGUCCAUAUGAUAAAUAUAAAAUUAACAAUAAAAACAAAUGAUUCAUUUAUAAAUAUUUUUGUCGAGCGAAGCACACUGGGUAUAGCUAGUAAAUAAUAAUUAAGUAAAUAGUGUGUGAGUUGCUGCGCAUUCUUAUUGCAAACAAAAAAAAAAUUAAAAUUGAAACGAGUAAAUUGGAAAAACGCCUAACACAAAAUUUUUAAAUUACCAAAAUGUCUUAUGAAGAUUUAAGAAGCAAUGUUAAUAUGGAAAACAACUACAAUAACUCAAACGGAAGCGGAAACGAAAAUUUAAAUCAUGAACGACGACAACUGCAUUUGUGGUGGGGUCAACGUUUGUGGCAAGAAUUACGUGGACGCAUACAUAUGCGUACACCACCGCUUACUACACCCUGCGAUGAUGUUAGGACACCAUCGUCCGCCAACUUAGAUGAUGGUGAAAAACGUGUAAUUUUUGUUAAUCGGCCGCAAAUGCAGAAAUUCUGCAAUAAUCAUAUUUCGACGGCAAAAUAUAGUUUUAUAAGUUUUCUACCAUCGUUCCUAUUCGAGCAAUUUCGGCGUUAUUCAAAUUGUUUUUUCUUACUUAUUGCUCUGCUGCAGCAGAUACCCGAUGUAUCGCCCACGGGUCGUUAUACCACUUUGGUGCCAUUGAUUUUCAUUUUAUCGGUGAGUGGCAUUAAGGAAAUCGUAGAAGAUUAUAAAAGACAUCGGGCGGAUAAUGAAAUUAAUCAUAGAACGGUGGAGAAACUAAAAGAUGGUGCCUGGACAACAGUACGCUGGGAAGAGUUGUCUGUGGGCGAUAUAGUAAAAAUUCCAAAUAAUACAUUUUUCCCAGCCGAUUUGAUAUUAAUGUCAUCUAGUGAGCCUCAAGCCAUGUGCUUUAUAGAGACCUCAAAUUUGGACGGUGAAACAAAUUUGAAAAUUAGACAAGGUGUGCCGGCAACAGCCAAAUUAUUGGAAACUAAAGAUUUGAUAGAACUAAAGGGGGUGGUGGAAUGUGAGCUGCCCAAUAGAUUGUUGUAUGAAUUCAAUGGUGUUUUAAAGGAGCAUGAUAAACCGGCGGUUUCUUUGGGACCCGAUCAGAUUUUACAAAGAGGCGCUGUUUUGCGUAACACCUCAUGGAUAUUUGGUAUUGUUGUUUAUACGGGACACGAUACAAAACUUAUGAAAAAUUCUACCUCUGCUCCCCUAAAGCGUUCCACUGUAGAUCGCCUGACCAAUACGCAGAUAUUAAUGUUAUUUAUGAUAUUAUUGGUGCUUUGCCUAACUAGUGCCAUCUUCAAUUUCAUCUGGACCCGCAACUAUUUUGUUUCCGAUUGGUAUUUGGGUUUGGAUGAUUUUAAAAGUAAAAACUUUGGCUAUAAUCUCUUAACAUUUUUUAUAUUAUUCAACAACUUGAUACCCAUCUCCCUGCAAGUUACCCUAGAACUGGUGAGAUUUCUACAGGCUCAGUUUAUCAACUGUGACAUACAAAUGUAUCAUGUGGAAUCGAAUACUCCUGCUAUGGCUCGUACCUCUAAUCUGAAUGAAGAAUUGGGCAUGGUCAAGUAUAUAUUUUCAGAUAAAACCGGUACCUUGACACGCAAUGAAAUGGUUUUUAAAAAAUGUUCCAUAGCCCGACAAAUGUAUCAGACCGAAAAUACUCCCGAACAAAGUUUAGUGGUUCAGCAUUUGUUAAGUAAACAUCAAAGUGCGAAUAUUAUUAAAGAGUUUCUAGUCUUACUGUCAGUAUGUCAUACCGUUAUACCAGAGAAAAAUCCUGAUGGUUCGAUUACCUAUCAUGCUGCCAGUCCUGAUGAACGGGCUUUGGUAGAUGGUGCUAAACAAUAUGGUUUUGUUUUUGACACCCGCACUCCUCAUUAUGUCGAGAUUAAUGCUUUGGGCACUCGAGAACGUUAUGAAAUACUCAAUGUUUUAGAAUUCACCUCGACCCGUAAACGCAUGUCGGUAAUUGUUCGCACUCCCGAAGGAAACAUAAAGUUGUAUUGCAAAGGGGCCGAUAGUGUUAUCUAUGAGCGUUUGGCCCAAGAAGGUCAAUCGUUUAGAGAUGUUACUCUCAGCCAUCUUGAAGAAUUUGCAGCAGAAGGUCUACGUACUUUAUGUUGUGCCGUAUCGAAUAUUCCCGAUGAUGUCUACAACGAUUGGCAGGCUACUUACCAUAAGGCUUCGACGGCUGUAAAUGAACGUGAAAGAAAAGUAGAUGAAGCGGCCAAUUUGAUAGAAAACGAUCUUCACCUUUUAGGAGCCACCGCUAUAGAGGAUAAACUUCAAGAGGGUGUGCCUGAAACAAUAGCUUCUCUGCUAGAUGCAGGCAUCUAUAUAUGGGUAUUAACGGGUGACAAACAAGAAACCGCCAUUAAUAUUGGUCACUCCUGCAAACUGAUAUCACCCACUAUGGACAUUAUAAUACUGAAUGAAGAAAGCUUAGAUACCACACGAGAAGUUAUACAUCGACAUUCGAGUGAAUUGCAAACCUCCAUUAAUAAAAACUGUAAUGUAGCCCUAAUCAUAGACGGCAAGACACUUAAAUAUGCUUUGAGCUGUGACUUACGACGUGAAUUUCAAGAACUUUGCACAGGCUGUCGAGUGGUCAUUUGCUGUCGCGUCUCUCCCAUACAAAAAGCCGAAGUUGUGGAACUAGUCACUUCUAGUACUAAAGCUGUUACUCUGGCCAUUGGUGAUGGUGCCAACGAUGUGGCCAUGAUACAAAAAGCCAAUGUGGGCGUAGGUAUUUCAGGAGUCGAAGGCUUACAAGCUGCCUGUGCAUCAGAUUAUUCCAUAGGACAAUUUCGUUUCUUGAAACGUUUACUUCUUGUCCAUGGCGCUUGGAAUUAUAGACGUAUUACCAAACUUAUUUUAUAUUCAUUUUAUAAAAAUGUCUGUCUUUAUGUUAUAGAAUUGUGGUUUGCAAUUUAUUCCGGCUGGUCAGGACAAAUAUUAUUCGAACGUUGGACUAUUGGCUUAUACAAUGUGGUAUUUACCGCCUUACCUCCUUUCGCCAUUGGUAUCUUUGAAAAGGUAUGUUCAGCUGAAACUAUGUUAAAAUAUCCCUUCCUCUAUAAGCCCUCACAAAGUGCAAAACUUUUCAAUGUACAAGUAUUCUGGGUGUGGAUCAUCAAUGCUUUGUUGCAUUCAAUCAUUCUAUUCUGGCUGCCACUGGGUGCCCUACAAUCGGAAAUUAUCUGGUCUAGCGGCAAAAUAUCCGAUUAUCUUUUAUUAGGCAAUUUUGUUUACACCUAUGUGGUGGUUACCGUCUGUUUGAAAGCUGGUCUUUCUACCAAUUCUUGGACUUGGCUAACUCACUGCUCCAUAUGGGGUUCCAUAGGUCUAUGGUUUAUUUUUAUUGUAAUAUAUUCCAACUUCUGGCCGGUGCUACCGGUGGCAGCCAACUUUUUGGGCAUGGAAAGAAUGAUAUUCACCACGCCCGUCUUUUGGUUUGGCUUAUUAUUAGUACCUAUCACUACACUACUAGUCGAUGUUAUCUUUAAACUUGUACAAAACACCGUAUUCAAAUCUCUUACCGAGGCCGUACGGGAAUCCGAAAUACGUAAACAUGAUCCCGAUGAUGUUAUGAAUGAAACACGAUCAUCGUUUACCGAAACAGCUCGCCUUUUGCGUAGUGUUUUUAUAAGACGUGCCAAUACCCGGGUUGAUACCGAUGUUGAAUUAUCACACGGUUAUGCUUUCUCACAAGAGGAAGGCGGCGCUGUAUCACAAUCUGAUAUUAUACGAUCUUAUGAUACGAAUAAACAAAAACCGCGUGGUAACUAGAAUAGUAAACAGUAUUGGGCAAGACAAAGAUUUUAAUAUAAAUUACAAAAAUUAUAUACAUACAUUAAUUAUCUACUUACUACGUGCAUAUACAUACUAAUACUUACUUGAAUAUCAUACAUAAUACAUAUAAAAUAAAUUCGAUAGAUUUUUUAUUAACUUUUCAAGAAAACACCUUAGUCAAACAAUUUAUUAUUUAUUUAUAAAGAUAAUUAAGAUCAGCUGUUAAAGGGAGAGAGACAGAUAAUAAAUAUUUGGCCUUUUGAAAAAAAAUGUUUGCAGUCACAGUUUCAUUUUCUAGAUUUUAGUUAAACUCUUAACGAAAUAAUAUACCUAACUAUAGCGAAGACUAACACAUAUACUAGACUAUUAACUAGAUUAUAAACUAAAUUAUAGUCAAGAUUAGAUAAUAGACUUGACUAUAAACUAGACCAGGCUAAAUAUUAGUCUAGUCUUGCAUAAAGGAGAGUUUAUAGUCUAGUCUAUAAUCUUAUCUACAGUUUUAAUUGUACUUUUGACUUAACUAGAAAAUGGACUAUUAAAUAGUCUAUAAACUAUAGUCCGUACAAUACUAAAGUAAAUACUAAGCAAUAGCUUAGUCUAUAGUCUAGUAGUUUAAUCAAUAGUCUUAAGUAUUCUGUCUAAACUAUAGUAUACAGAUUAGUCUAUAGUUUGGUCUAUAGUUUAGUCAAUAGUCUUUAGACUUUAAACUAUACUCAUGACUAUUAACUAAAUUAUAGAUUAGAAAAAAGACUGCUUGCUAGUCAAAACUAAAGUAAAGACACUAUACAAUGAACUAAUAACUAUUGUCAGGCUGUAAUGAAAACUAUCGAUUACUAAAAUCUUUAAAACGUAUUGUUCUUAAUAAUUUUUGUUAUUUUUCAAUGUUCUUGCUUAAUAACUGCCAAAUAGUUUAUAUUAUCUUCCCGCCCCCCAUUUUUAGCUGAAAUCAGCUAUACAAGGGAUUUAGUAAAAUAUUAACUUAGUAAAAUAUUCAAACGAAAACAAACAUAUAUAGGGAGGAAAUUUUAUUUCCAAACAUUUUUAUAGUACAUCAUAUAUUUUUACGUUUAACUUUAUUGGCAAUCAAGCUGUUAUAAAUGUAAUGUUUUUGUUGUAAAGGCAACCUAAAGAAAAUUUAAAAAAAAAGGUUUCACAUUAUUUUCUUAUAGCAAAUACUUAACAAAUUCUCAAUUAUUUAAAAUUACUUUGCGGUUAUCACUAAGGAUAAAAAAGUGAUUCCGAUUUGUUCAUAUCUUUUGUAAUAUACUGUCCAAAUAAGUUGGUAUUUUGGGUAAUUUUUUUUUUUUAAUCUUAACUUUUUUAAGACUUGUAUUUUUAUUGCAUUUAAUAUUGAAUUAUCACUGUGUGAAACGCUUUUGUCAACUUUUAUUCAUUUUAAAGUUAUUAAUAAAAAACACAGAAAUUAUAUACAUAAUUAUUUCAAAUGAUUUGUAUGUUUAAAGAAAUAGUUACUAUUGAUAUUAUUACUUUAUGUAACAUCUACUUAAAGUAACACAUAUAAAUUAUUAUUAAUUUAUUUAAUUAUUGGCAUAUAUACAACAUGUAUAGUAAUUUUAUAAUAUUUGUAGUAAUUAGGAUUAGUUCAGCUAAUAAAUGUAUGAACAAAUUACCUAAAAUUAUCCCGUUGUCUGUUUCUAUGUUAACUAUUUUCUUUUAUAAAAGUUUUAUAUCUAAUUGAU
Molecule: messenger RNA, 5673 nt
Organism: Lucilia sericata (common green bottle fly)
Lineage: Eukaryota; Metazoa; Arthropoda; Insecta; Diptera; Calliphoridae
Gene: ATP8A
Product: probable phospholipid-transporting ATPase IA
Exons: 3
Coding region: 413-3970 (1185 amino acids)
Biological process (GO): phospholipid translocation
Cellular component (GO): plasma membrane
Molecular function (GO): magnesium ion binding; ATPase-coupled intramembrane lipid carrier activity; ATP binding
Source: RefSeq, a predicted model, not a curated record